Molecule: messenger RNA, 4091 nt
Organism: Notolabrus celidotus (New Zealand spotty)
Lineage: Eukaryota; Metazoa; Chordata; Actinopteri; Labriformes; Labridae
Gene: pdzrn4
Product: PDZ domain containing ring finger 4
Exons: 9
Coding region: 417-2864 (815 amino acids)
Molecular function (GO): protein binding
Source: RefSeq, a predicted model, not a curated record
AAACGAGUGUGUGCUCACAUGAGAAGAGGAGGUGUAGGAGGAGAGAGUCUUGAGUGUAUGUAGGCAUGCAAGUGAGAAUCAAGAGAAGGGGUGACACGAAAAGAGGAAACAGAAGUCAGGUGCUUUUUCUUAGCACUGAUACACUCCCCACCAACACACUCACACACUGAGGGAACUGCUCCCACAACCUCUACUGUAGCAGUGAACUGAUACACACUCUGCAUGUGUGUGUGUGUGCUUCCUGCGCUGGCAGCGACAGAGGGGGAUCUCUGAGGAUACACGGAUGAGAAAGAGGUGUGGGGGAGCGCAAGGAAGAGGAGCCCGAGUGUGUUUCGCCCCGGGGGGAGCUCACACACACGCCACAGACUGCACACACACUCCAGCGGGCUCUCAGCACUGUUUCCCUGACAACUAGAAUGGGCUGCAAUUUGUGCACCUUGCAGAAACGGGAGGAACACUACAAACUGCUGUAUGAGAUUGCACAGGUGAAUGCACGAGACUUCUCCAAGGUCGACCAUGACGAAGCAGUGGUGGAGGCCAUCAGGCGAGACCCCAUCGUUGUCCAAGUUCUCCGGCGGACUCCGACAAGAGCCGCGGCCGCUGUUGCACACAACCACAAUGGAACCCCAGAAGAUGUGUGUGUGGUGGAUGUUUGCACGCAGACGGACAUCACUUUCGAGCACAUCAUGGCACUGGCAAAGCUCCGGCCUGCAACUCCGCCUGUUCCUGAUAUCUGUCCCUUCCUUUUGUCUGACAGCUGUCAUUCCAUCCACACCAUGGAACAUGAGUUCUAUGAAUGUCCAGAGUACCUGUCCAAUACCCCAGCAGAGGUCGAGAGGACUGAAGAGUAUGAAUAUGAGGAAGUGGAGCUGUGCAGGCAGAACAGCCAGGAGAAGCUUGGCUUGACGCUGUGCUACAGAACAGAUGAUGAGGAGGACACCGGUAUUUAUGUCAGCCAGGUUGAGCCAAACAGCAUCGCAGCGAGAGACGGACGCAUCAAAGAAGGAGAUCGUAUUCUACAGAUAAAUGGCUGCGAAGUGCAAGACAGAGAGAAAGCCGUUGCCUUGCUGUCAAGUGAAGACGCAAGGAGCAUCAUACUUCUGGUGACAAGACCAGAAAUUCAGCUGGAGGAGGAGGUAUGGCUGGAUGACGAGCAGCAGCAGCUUGUGGAAGAGCUGAAGAUGGAGAUCCUGGAGGAGAGGAGGAGGCAGAAGGAGCAUAACUAUGACAGGGGAGACGAGAUCGAAGAAGAAACAACAGACACUGCUACCUGUUCUUCCAACAAUCAGGACAAAGACAGUGGGUUUGGACGCAGUACAGACAGUCCAGAGCACCAACCUCUUCUAGCUAGAAUUCAAAGGAGGAGCCCAGCCCACUGCCUGAGGGAACGAUGGCGGGCAGAGCAUCCACACACAAGACGAGGACCUGCAGUGUCACCGGACACCCAGGGUCUGAGGUCCAAAGGUCAAGGCCAUGAUGGGGUACUCAGUAUUCGCAAUGGUGGAGGUGUUCUAGGGUUAGAAAAUCGCUUCCAACAACUCCUGGAGCUCAAGUGUCAAAUCCGUAAUGGAGGCGAGUGUGGGGUGUACUCAAUCAGACACAGUAUAGAGUGUAGUCUCACAGAGCAAGCAGGAGUGGAUCCAGAAGACAUAGAUGUUUUAGAAGAUGGAAAAGGAAUGGAGCAGGAGUUGAGGAUGCUUAAUGAAGAACUGCGUAGCAUUGAGCUUGAGUGCCAGAGCAUCAUGCAGGCACAUCAGCUCCGUCAGACCCACCAGCUGGAUCCUUCACAAUCUCCCUCCUCACCAGGACGGAGUCCAAAGGAUGGACACAUGCGGCAUGGCAGGUUAGCAGAUAUCCAUGAAUACCCAGAGAGGUCGGACAGCGAUAAGAUCCGAGAGAAGGACAGCUCGAGUGCCUAUAACACUGCUGAAAGUGCACGGUCGACACCGCUUGGUAUGGAGAGAUCUCCUGAUCAUUCUCUGCAGAGACAUAUCAGCGUCACCAACCAGAAAAACCUCAGAUUGGCUUCUUCCACACCUUCCAGCCCCAUCCCUAUUCCCAAGCCCCAGGCUACACCGAGUCGUGGCAGACCAGCAGACCCAGGCCCUGUUAUCUCAAGUAGCCCAGACCAGAGCAACCCUUCCAGGUCUGAGUCGGACCCUGCCCUUCCUGCAGAUGAUGAGCAAUGUGAGAAGAAAGGUCGGACCAGAGAUUCCAGGAGGGGGCUUCCCUAUGGCUCUCCCUAUCAGACAACCCCCUACGCAGGCCAGGGAGGAUCCAGGCAACUUCAGAGCUACAUGCAGCUUUUACAACAACACUCGUCCCUAGAGUAUUCCCAGAGCCAGCUGAGUCUACUCAGUGUCUGCAGAGAUCCAGUGCACCGAGGAGGGCGCCCUGGGGAGCCUCGACUGGAGUGGAAGGUCAAAGUUCGAGCUGACGGCACACGCUAUGUGGCCCGGAGGCCGGCUCGUGACCGAAUCCUAAGGGAACGGGCGCUUAGGAUCCGAGAGGAGAGGAGCGGAGGCAUGACCACAGAUGAUGAUGCAAUGAGUGAGAUGAAGAUGGGUCGCUACUGGAGCAAAGAGGAGAGGAAACAGCACUUGGCACGGGCCAGGGAGCAAAGGAAGAGGAGGGAGUUCAUGCAAAAGAGUCGCCUUGAGUGUCUAAAGGAGGGGCCAGCCAGUGGAGCUGAGGGCAAGAAAGAGAUCAAUAUCUUGGAGCUCAGUCACAAGAAGAUGAUGAAGAAGAGAAACAAAAAGAUCCUGGACAACUGGAUGACGAUUCAAGAGCUGAUGAGUCAUGGAGCGAGAGUCCCAGAGGGCUCCAAAGUACAUAACGCCUUCCUAUCCGUCACAACUGUGUAGGGGACACAUAAAGUACUGCAGACUUUAAAGUACUGAACACGUUUAUCAUCAGGCAGCCUGCGUUAAAGGAACAACUGUUUUAUGUACAAAAAAAGGGUCUGGACUUUCGUAGCAUCCUUGUGGCAACUUUGUAACUAUCACUUUAAGAAUGUUUUAACAGGUCUUUCACUCUUUCCUGACAGAACCUUAGCCAUUGAAGACAUGACUUUCCACUGUUUUUACACUGGCUUUUUGCUAAUGCACUGGCUUCUGAAAGCAGUUGGCUUUUGUAGCAUUUUGGUUCGCACUGAAACACAAAAAAGGUGAUGAACUGAAAAUUUAAUUUCAUGUAUACAAUGCACAACUGCUGCUGUGUAGCACCAUUACCAGCUUCAUCAGGAACCUUUUGUAUACAUUGUAUUGUGUCUCUCUAUACUCUCCAAUCUUUUGUUUCAUUGCAUAUGAAGCGACGUCACUUGCCUUGUUCAAGGUGGCAUUUUUUUUAUAUAAAAGGAAAUACAAUAUUUUUCACACUUUGUAAACUAAGUGACUUUUUGUAAAGGAAGUUUUACACUGAAUGUCAAUGUACUGUAAGCCUUUUAUUGCAAUUUCUUAUUUAUGUUUGUAUCACCAAGGUCAAAGUUGACACUAUUUGAUUGUACUGUGGCCUGCAUUGUAUACCACUACAAUGCAAAGAGCAAUGAGAAACUGUGGCAUUUGUGAAGGACAACAACUCAAUCAAAACACUGUUGAGUCACCCAAGAAAUUAUUAAGUACUGGAAAUAUAUUCAUGCUAUUCAAAAUAUCAUUUUUUCCAUGAGCUGGGAGGGCUGUUUGGAAACAGUUUUACCUCAACUAACAAUCUCAAACUUAAAAACUCUGCAAGAGGUGAGAGACUGUACCUGGUUAUUUCAAACACUGACUCCAGUAGCCAUUGGGUCAACCCAAACCCAAACCAUGAAUGUGUGAAUUAUGUUUAAAAUGUUAAAUAAAUUCAUAUUUAUAUUGUUUAAUGUUAUUUAUAUUUAUUGUAAAUUAAUUUGUAACUCUUUAUUUUUGUCCAUCCGAUAAAUGUUCCGUAUUAAGUGGCUAACCUUGAAAGGCCAACACAAGCCGCUGUCGAACAAUGUAUCAUACUGCAGCCUUUUAACUCAGACCUGCUGCUUUUCUCUGUAAAGUUCAUUGAAGAGGCCUUGAGUUCAGUAUUUGUUAAUGGUGAUGUUUGUAAUAAAACAAUAAUAAAAAAUA